This is a messenger RNA of Salvelinus sp. IW2-2015, 762 nucleotides long. NCBI's taxonomy places the organism in Eukaryota, Metazoa, Chordata, Actinopteri, Salmoniformes, Salmonidae. The record is from RefSeq and is a predicted model, not a curated record.
AUCCCUCUCUUCCUCCAUCCCUCUCUUCCUCACUUCAGAGAUUGAUAGCUUCUCUGACCAAUCCCAACCGGGCUCCACCCAUCUGACCUUUACCCAUCAACCAAUCCCAGGCAACACAGCCAAACAGGCCGACUCCUCGCCCCUCGUCUUCCAUCACGGGGGAGCCGCCCACAUUUCUGGUCGUGGCUGCCUGGCCCCAAGUCUCCGCCCCCCAGGGCUGGUGACCGCCCCCCUCAGCCCCCAGCUAGUCAACCCCCAACAGAUAGUCAUGGCCCAGUUCCUCAACCAGCAGUAUGCAGUCACCCGAAUGUUAUCCCAGCAGAGCCUGUCUGUAUCUGUCUCUACCUCCCCCCAGCAGUUCCUCAACCACCCCUCUGUGGGGAGGCCUCCCACCUCCCUGGCCCUAGCCAAGGCCCUSGACCCCCAGCCCCAGGCUGGACCACCAGGACCCGGGUCUGGGUCCCAGAGCCAGGUGUGUGGACCAUCAGACAUCUACUAUGAGAUCUACCAGUGGGUGAGAGAGGAGCUGAAGAGAGCAGGCAUCUCCCAGGCUGUGUUCGCCCGCGUGGCCUUCAACAGGACCCAGGGCCUGCUGUCUGAGAUCCUGCGUAAGAGGAGGAUCCGAAGAGUGCCUCUCAGUCUCUCUGGUCAACCUGGCGUCCAUGCAGAGUUUCCUCCAGCUACUGAGAGCGACCGCGACGUAUCUACCAGGAGGAGAGGGAGAGGAGUCUGACAGCGUCAACACCCAUUCACCCAACAACA